AUGGAGAAAGAUGAUGGUGAUAAGGCGAGUGGCGAUGGGAAUGUGGAGUCUCCGAGUAAGACCCAGAUCCUGCCUCCGCCGGAGCCUCCCAAGCCUCCGGACGUGGAGCUGGUGGUCGACGGGUUUGGCUUUAUGCCGAAGUCCAUGCAGGCGCAGACCAGACGCACGUCUAACGUGUUCGACAAAUCCGCGAAGUCUCUGAAAGAGAUCAUGCUCCCUGAACCUGAGGAAGGUAAAAGCCCUUGCGCCUCCAGCACGAACAUCGACAUAGUUCGGAGGUACACUUGGAAGACGAAGAAUAGGAUGACAGUUCAGAUAAUAUCGUACGGUGCUACAAUAACAUCUAUACAAGUUCCUGAUAGAAAAGGAGUACCAGAUGAUGUGGUCGCUGGAUUUGACACACUAGAAGAGUACUUCCAACCCCGGAAUCCAUACUUCGGCUCCACCAUCGGGCGGUAUGCCAACCUGAUAGCCGAUGGUACGAUGGUGGUGAGGCCGUCUGGUCGCGUCUACAUGCUCUCCACCAACAAGGGUCACCAUCACUACCACGGGGGAUAUAUCGGUUUUGAUAAGGUGAACUGGCGGUCAUACGUGACGGGAAACAAGGUGGUAAUGACUCACGUGUCUGAACGGUUCUCGGAGGGGUACCCUGGCACGGUGAUGGCGCAGGUCACCUUCGACGUGAGCUGCGACAACACCCUCAAGAUCGAGAUGCGGUGCACCACCAGCGAACCCACCAUCGUCAACCUUAGCAACUCGCCUUACUUCAAUCUUGCUGGACAUCAUUCUGGUCAUGAAACCGUUUACGAUCACAUGUUCACUAUAAACGCUGAUAAAUACACAGCUAUGGAUGAAAAUGGAAUUGUGACAGGCGAAAAGAAGGUUGUAGGCGGCACAGCCUACGACUUCAGGGUGCCAAGAGUGUUAAAGUCGAUGCUCCCUAAGAUACCCCUUGGGGGAUAUGACGUGAACUUCUGUGUCACGCAAGGAACAGAGCAAGAUCUGACAUUCCAAGCUCGAGCUCUCCACCCCGGCACAGGAAGAGUGCUAGAGGUGUACAGCAAUCAGCCUGGGAUGCAGUUUUACACCGGCAACCAGCUUCCUGAUCCGGACAGGAUUGUGGAGAUGCCGGCCGCGGAGGAAGAGGACAAAAAGUCUGAGUCCGGUGGUAGUGAAGCAUCAAGCAGUGAGACGAGUGCAAGAGGUGAAGAGGCGGAAGCGGAGGGAAGCGAGGGAAAAGUGAGCUACGGCUACGUGCCGCUAAAUGGCAAGGGAGGGACAUUCUACAGGAAACAUGGCCUCUUCUGUCUCAUGCCUCAAAACUUCCCAGAUGCUGUCAAUCAUAAAAACUUCCCCAACUCUGUGCUGAAUCCUGGCGAAGUGUACGUGCACAGGAUACAGUACAAAUUCGGCCUCCUCCUCGGAAAGUACGUGUGACUAUUUAUAAAA
Molecule: messenger RNA, 1449 nt
Organism: Pectinophora gossypiella (pink bollworm)
Lineage: Eukaryota; Metazoa; Arthropoda; Insecta; Lepidoptera; Gelechiidae
Product: galactose mutarotase-like
Exons: 10
Coding region: 1-1437 (478 amino acids)
Biological process (GO): glucose metabolic process; beta-D-galactose catabolic process via UDP-galactose, Leloir pathway
Molecular function (GO): aldose 1-epimerase activity; carbohydrate binding
Source: RefSeq, a predicted model, not a curated record